Molecule: messenger RNA, 529 nt
Organism: Diuraphis noxia (Russian wheat aphid)
Lineage: Eukaryota; Metazoa; Arthropoda; Insecta; Hemiptera; Aphididae
Product: ras-related protein Rab-9A-like
Biological process (GO): retrograde transport, endosome to Golgi
Cellular component (GO): lysosome; late endosome; phagocytic vesicle
Molecular function (GO): GTP binding; GTPase activity
Source: RefSeq, a predicted model, not a curated record
AAUAUAUGUAAUAACAUCUUUUAUUUUUUAAAUUGAUACCACCRAAGACUGAACCAUUGAGUAUUCCAGAGUUCUGAAAUAAAUUUAGUCUGUUUUUAUUAACUAUCAAAUUAUUGAAUUAAUUAUAAUUGAAAUACAAGUAUGAUACAUUUAUUUAGUGUCACAUGAUAUUAUAGUUUUAUUUUAGUUUUAUUUCGGUAUGAAAGAUAAAACGAUUUUAGUUAAACAAAACCCAAUAUUGAAAGUAGUCAUUUUGGGAAAUAGUAAUGUUGGAAAAUCAUGUCUGAUGAACAGGUUUGUAAGUAACAGUUUUAGUGACCAUACACUUCAUACAUUGGGCGUAGAAUUUCUCCAAAAGGAACUUGAUGUCAAUGGAAUUGUAUAUACUUUGCAGAUUUGGGAUACUGCGGGACAAGAAAGAUUUCGAACUCUUCGAACACCUUUUUAUAGAGGAACUGACAUUUGUUUGCUAACAUUUGCUGUUGACGAUAUCCAAAGCUUUAAAACUAUAGAUUCAUGGAGAAAAGAA